Molecule: messenger RNA, 708 nt
Organism: Sesamum indicum (sesame)
Lineage: Eukaryota; Viridiplantae; Streptophyta; Magnoliopsida; Lamiales; Pedaliaceae
Source: RefSeq, a predicted model, not a curated record
UCCCCCACAAUCCCUUUGAUUUUCCAUCUCCCUCUCAUUUUUCUUCCUCUUUGAACCAAAAUCCCCUGUCAUUGGUCAAAGGGAAGAAGAAACAAUCAUGGCUUUCUUCACCACCCGCCUCGCCGCAUUGCUUAUCUCUCUCUCCGUCGUCCUCUCCGCCGCCUCCGCAACCGACCUAUCCUCCUACUUGGAGGGAUUCAAGGACCAUUUCAGGUUCCUGCACAGCAUCGUCCCAAAGGAAGAGCAGGCCAAGGACUGCCAGUAUCUUACCGAGCAAAUGACCGCUGCCGUAAAACAGGUGGAGCAGUUCUCGGCGACCGCAGUGGCGAAGCGGUUAAAGGAUCCCCCGACCGACGAUUGCGCUAAGAAGGCCCUUCUCCUGUGCGAGGAGGCGUACAAGAAGGCCGUGGAGAUGUUGAAGAAGGGGGUGGAGAGCGUCUCCGCCGGAGACUUCGUUCAGGCGAAGAAGAAUUCACGCACGUUCAUUAAUUACAUCAAUGCCUGCGACGACAGCUUCGGCGAGUUUCGGAAUUUCGGCGACUGGGCAAGGGGCGUCGGCGAUGACUGUCUUGGCAAGAUUGUCAAAUACGUUUAGAAAUCAUGAUUAUUUCAAAAUUAUAAUCGAGGGAGAUGCUAUUUGUUAUAUGUUCAUUUUUUCUCAUCAUAUUAUGAAAUAACAUUUUUCUCUAUUGAACAAUAAUUACUCUA